Didymodactylos carnosus is the source of this 249-nucleotide messenger RNA. The record is from the annotation of a GenBank genome assembly. NCBI's taxonomy places the organism in Eukaryota, Metazoa, Rotifera, Eurotatoria, Philodinida, Philodinidae.
AUGACAUCCCCGGCUAGUGCUAACAGUAAAAAUGAUAAUGGACGUUUGACAGCUGUUGUUCAUUUUGCACAAAAUGUACCGCCGGAUCGUUUUGGCCAGCCCGAUCCCUAUGUUCAACUAAUAUUCAAUGAAGAGUCGCACGGAAAAGCUGUUACAAGACCCGACUAUGUGCACUGUAUAUUACCAUUAGAAUUUUUUGGUCAAACAGAAAAACAUGCUUGGCUUUUAAAUGCGCGUUUAUCGGCUUAG